AGUUUCUUCUCGGAGAAAGGACUCCAAGCCGGAAGAGGAUGGCGGCGGCUGCUCUAAAGAGAUUUUGGUUCCGAGGCCGCGUAGAGGCGGACUACGUAGCAGUAGUGAAAGCGGGCGUCUGGGCUCGGUUGGGCGCCUGGGCCCGCGCGCUGCUCCGGGAUUACGCCGAAGCCUGUGUGGACACGGCGGCGGCGGCUCGAGCCCGGCCGGGACGCGCCGUUGUGUAUGUGGGGCUGCUGGGCGGGGGUGCGGUCUGCUGCGCCCUGGCACCGAGCGAGAGUGCCUUCGAGGAGGCGUUGCUCGACGCGUCCGGGACCCUUUUGCUGCUGGUGCCGGCCACGCGAAACCGCAGCUCGGAAACCUACGUGCAGCGGCUGCUCUGGCUGCGGGGCCGUGGCUGCCUGCGCCACGUGAACCUGGGGCUCUACUCGCUUGUGUACCAGGCGCCCUUUGACCCCCAGGCCAGUCUCUAUCAGGCCCGCUGCAGCCAUCUGCAGCCCCGUUGGACCGACUUCCCGGGCCGGAUCUUGGAUGUGGGCUUCGUGGGUCGCUGGUGGGUGCUGGAGGCCCGGAUGCGUGACUGCGACAUCAACGAUGAAGAGUUCCUUCACCUGCCAGCACAUUUACGCGUCGUCAGGCCCCACCAGCUGCGCUCAGAGACCAAUGAGCGGCUAUUCGAUGAGAAGUACAAGCCUGUCGUGCUCACUGAUGAUCAGGUGGAUCAGGCUCUAUGGGAGGAGCAGUUCUUGCAAAAGGAAAAGAAGGACAGGCUCGCCCUGAGCCAGGCCUACUUCCAGGUGCAAUCGGAGGUCCCGAGAUGAGUUCACGGCUCCCAUUUCUGGGAGACUGCCUGGAAUUGUGCAGUUGUUGUAAGUGAGCCCCACGUGCAGAAUCACUAAGAUAUCCGAAAGAGGGCGGCGCCUGUGGCUCAAAGGAGUAGGGCACCAGCCCCGUAUACCGGAGGUGGCAGGUUCAAACCCGGCCCUGGCCAAAAACUGCAAAACAAAAAAAAAGAUAUCUGAAAUAGUGUUCUUGUAGAAGGUUUUUAUUAGUUUGGGAAGCCUUUAUCUUUCUCUUUCUUCCUCGUUUGCUGGAGUUAAUUCAGAGCUUUCUUGGUUUGGGAGUUAGAACAGAAUGACCUUGUAAUGUUUAUCACAGCCAGAGCUAGUAAUAAGCGUUUUACAUAGCCUCUUAUUUUUCCCAUUGGGCCUCACAGUGCCUGUGACAUUGGUCAGGUGACUCCCAAACUCUCUUACAAUCUUUCAUAUAUUUUAAAAUUUG
Molecule: messenger RNA, 1281 nt
Organism: Nycticebus coucang (slow loris)
Lineage: Eukaryota; Metazoa; Chordata; Mammalia; Primates; Lorisidae
Gene: TIMM29
Product: translocase of inner mitochondrial membrane 29
Exons: 2
Coding region: 39-821 (260 amino acids)
Biological process (GO): protein insertion into mitochondrial inner membrane
Cellular component (GO): TIM22 mitochondrial import inner membrane insertion complex
Source: RefSeq, a predicted model, not a curated record